Chlorocebus sabaeus (green monkey) is the source of this 1695-nucleotide messenger RNA. It is a transcript of the gene OR13G1, whose product is annotated as olfactory receptor family 13 subfamily G member 1. NCBI's taxonomy places the organism in Eukaryota, Metazoa, Chordata, Mammalia, Primates, Cercopithecidae. Gene Ontology annotation, molecular function: G protein-coupled receptor activity; olfactory receptor activity. Gene Ontology annotation, biological process: G protein-coupled receptor signaling pathway. The record is from RefSeq and is a predicted model, not a curated record. Gene Ontology annotation, cellular component: membrane.
CAGUGAAUUUUGGCAAUGUGCUUCUCAAACUGAUGAAAAACUACUAAUACAGACAUUUGGUUUAAUUGUUUAGUAUUUGGACUGUGAUACGUUAGUCAAUGUUCCCAUGAAUAUACAGUCUCAAAAUACUAGGUUGGGCAUUUUUCAUCUGAAAUAUCCCCACUAUAAUUAGCCCUGUCAGCUUGUAUUAUUUCAAGUAUCUUCACUCAUAUAUAUCUCAAGGACACCUAAAUGUACCAUGCAAUUAACUGAAUUAUUGAGGUAUGUAACAAUUUGUAUUAUAGUUCCAUUGGAUAUAUAUGUAUAUCCAGAAUAUAUACAUAUGUGUGUGUGUGUAUAUAUAUGUGUGUGUGUAUUUAGACAAAUUUUAAGUGAAAAUGAUAUCAAAAUAUUUGAAGGCAUUUUAAAAAUAUUUUUCUUCUCAACCGCUGGCUUCAGUUUGAGUCAUCCGUGGAGGAACAUACAGCAGAGAAUGGGAUUAGUCUGGGAAACAGAGGAUACUGCCUGGAAUACAGAACUCCAUCAUAUGGGAAUUCCUGCUGCAAAGUUGUGUCCAAUCAAGAAUUAAGUCCCUAAGUACACACACUCCUCAUGUUAGCUCCUAACAACACACAGAUUCUUUCAAUGUUCAGUUGUUUAUUCUGUGCAAUUACUGCCAUUCAAAUCACCCAAGCAGGAUGAAUCACAGCGUGGUAACUGAGUUCAUUAUUCUGGGCCUCACCAAAAAGCCUGAACUCCAGGGAAUUAUCUUCCUCUUUUUUCUCAUUAUCUAUCUUGUGGCUUUUCUCGGCAACAUGCUCAUUAUCAUUGCCAUAAUCUCUAACAACACCUUGCAUAUGCCCAUGUAUAUUUUCCUUCUGACACUGGCUGUUGUGGACAUCAUCUGUACAACAAGCAUCAUACCAAAGAUGCUGGGGACCACGCUAACAUCAGAAAACACCAUUUCAUAUGCAGGCUGCAUGUCCCAGCUCUUCUUCUUCACAUGGUCUCUGGGAGCUGAGAUGGUUCUCUUCACCACCAUGGCCUAUGACCGCUAUGUGGCCAUUUGUUUCCCUCUUCAUUACAGUACUAUUAUGAACCACCGUAUGUGUGUAGCCUUGCUCAGCAUGGUCAUGGCUAUUGCAGUCACCAAUUCCUGGGUGCACACAGCUCUCAUCAUGAGGUUGACUUUCUGUGGACCAAACACCAUUGACCACUUCUUCUGUGAGAUACCCCCAUUGCUGGCUUUGUCCUGUAGCCCUGUAAGAAUCAAUGAGGUGAUGGUGUAUGUUGCUGAUAUUACCCUGGCCAUAGGGGACUUUAUUCUUACCUGCAUCUCCUGUGGUUUUAUCAUUGUUGCUAUUCUCCGUAUCCGCACAGUGGAAGGCAAGAGGAAGGCCUUCUCAACAUGGUCAUCCCAUCUCACAGUGGUGGCCCUUUACCAUUCUCCUGUAAUCUACACCUAUAUCCGCCCUGCUUCCAGCUAUACAUUUGAAAGAGACAAGGUGGUAGCUGCACUCUAUACUCUUGUGACUCCCACAUUAAACCCAAUGGUGUACAGCUUCCAGAAUAGGGAGAUGCAGGAAGGAAUUAGGAAGAUGUUUGCAUUUCUGAAACACUAGUAGUUUCAACAUGGAACAUCACCUCUCUACUCUAGAACCAUCUUCUAGAGCAUCUCAGAUUUUACUGAUUUUUCAUAGUUACCUCCAUUCCAAA